Messenger RNA from Rhea pennata, 2435 nucleotides. RefSeq names its product F-box protein 3 (gene FBXO3). The record is from RefSeq and is a predicted model, not a curated record. Bases 86 to 1453 code for a protein of 455 amino acids. The transcript has 11 exons. Gene Ontology annotation, molecular function: protein binding. Lineage: Eukaryota; Metazoa; Chordata; Aves; Rheiformes; Rheidae. Gene Ontology annotation, cellular component: cytoplasm.
CCGCGGGAGGGAAGGGGGGAGGGGGCGCCGCCGCCGCCGCUGCCGCCACCACCGCCGCUGCCCCCGCCGCAGGACGUCUCCCAAGAUGGCGGCGUCCCUGGACAUGGAGCCGCCGGCGCUGAGCCUGGAGCUGCUGCCCACCGACCCGCUGCUGCUCAUCCUCAGCUUCCUCGACUACCGCGACCUCAUGAGUUGCUGCUAUUUAAGUCGAAGAUUAAAUCAACUAUCAAGCCAUGAUCCAUUAUGGAAAAGACAUUGCAAGAAAUACUGGCUUAUUUCAGAAGAGGAGAAAAUUAAACGAAAUCAGAGCUGGAAAGCUCUCUUCAUCAGUACUUACUCUGAUCUAGGAAGAUAUAUCCGCUAUUAUGCUACACUGAAAAAAGCCUGGGAUGACUUAGAAAAAUACUUAGGACAGCGGUGUCCUCGGAUGAUUGGUUCUUUGAAAGAGAGUGUGCAGGAGGAAGAUCUAGAUGCUGUGGAAGCACAAAUAGGUUGCAAACUUCCUGAUGACUAUCGAUGUUCAUUUCGUAUUCAUAAUGGACAGAAGCUAGUUGUUCCUGGUUUAAUGGGAAGUAUGGCACUGUCCAACCACUACCGCUCUGAAGACCUGUUGGAUAUUGAUACAGCUGCUGGAGGUUUUCAACAGAGGCUAGGUCUGAAACAAUGCCUUCCUCUUACUUUUUGCAUUCAUACUGGCUUGAGCCAAUACAUGGCCUUGGAGAGUGUGGAGGGUCGAAAUAAAUACGAGAUCUUCUAUCAAUGUCCAGACCAAAUGGCUCGCAAUCCAUCUGCUAUUGAUAUGUUCAUUACAGGUACCUCUUACUUGGAAUGGUUUACAUCCUAUGUAAACAAAGUUGUAACUGGUGGUUAUCCUAUCAUCAGAGACCAAAUUUUCAGGUAUGUGCAUGAUAAAGAAUGUGUUGCUACCACAGGAGAUAUUACUGUUUCUGUGUCCACAUCUUUUCUACCUGAACUCAGUUCUGUACAUCCACCUCAUUAUUUCUUCACUUACAGAAUCAGAAUUGAAAUGUCUAAAGAUGCCCUUCCUGAGAAGGCUUGUCAGCUGGAUAGUCGAUACUGGAGAAUAACAAAUGCCAAAGGUGAUGUAGAAGAAGUUCAGGGUCCUGGAGUAGUUGGAGAGUUUCCAAUAAUCAGUCCAGGGAGAGUCUAUGAAUACACCAGCUGUACUACAUUUUCCACAACUUCUGGAUAUAUGGAAGGAUAUUACACUUUCCACUGCCUCUACUACAAGGACAAAUUCUUUAAUGUUACAAUUCCCAGAUUUCAUAUGGUGUGUCCAACGUUCAAGGUGUCUACAGCACGGAUGGAAACAAAUCAUAAUGAAUAUGCAGUGGAUGAAGAUGAAGAUUCCACAGACACUGACGAAUAUGAAGACAGGCGUAGAGUGUUGGAUAUUCCUGCACCUUCUGGUCGCUGCCCACGCCAUACCUAAUGGGAUCUUUUUUUCAAAAUGGAACAAACUAUUGAUUGCAGAAGCUGAACUCUUUGGGGCUAGUGCAUAAGAAUAUUUCUGACUAUUGUAAAUGAACUUUCUGUUGCACAUCAGGGCAACUAGCAUGAAUGUUGGUGCCAGUUCUAAUAUUCAUCACAGUAUAACUUUUUUUUUGCCAUGGUUUGGAAGGUGGGGGAGGCAGGGAGGAAGAGAAAGAUAUUUGAGUUUUGUUCACUUUUUUUUAAUUUUUUUUUUCCAAAGUGCAAAACAGCUCCAUAGCCUGAGGUAUUCAUAUAUUACAUUUUUAAACUAUUGCCUAUUUAUGAUCAUAUUACAAAUAUGGUGUGGGGAUUUGUUUUUAUACAAGCAUUUAAAAGUUAGCAAUAGACGAGACUGCAAAAAAAGGAUGCAUACUAUUGUCUUUUCUCAUGGGUUUCUACUGUUGAUACCUUCUGCUACAAAUGAAUCUUGCAGUUUGGCUUAAGUUGCCCAAUUGGGUUGGAUCAGGUGCUCUUGUGCGUUUUUAUUAAUCUAAAAGUACCAGAAUAUUCUGGUCAUCUAAUGCAUAAAUUUGGAAUGAAACUGGCCUUAUUUUUAGACAAUCUGUCUUUCAGCUUAAUUUUAUUCUAAAUUACUCUGAUUGGAUAAUGCCUUUUGGAAUGUAGUGUACAUGAAUAAUCUGCCACUCGGUAACAAAACUUUCUCAAUGACUACAAAGUAUGAAUUUGUAUAUAUGUUUUGAGUUUUUCUUUAUAUGAUGUUAGCUGUUCCAACUUUGUCAUAGGUGACAAAUUUAUGUUGAAGUAUCAUGUUUUCCUAAAUCCUCUCUGGAUUUUUGUAACUACACCUGAAUCAAAAAAUUGGAGCUCAAUAGAACAUCAGAUGACUAGCAACUUUAAAUAUAAAGAAGUAUCUCUUUGCUUUAUCACUUUUUUUUUUCCAUCGCCAUCAAUAAACACUUAACUGCCUCCUUUGCUCUAAA